AUUCCUACUUAACUGCAAGCUACAGAAGUGGCAGUUUUGUGAUUAUUUAAUUUUUUUGGUUCACCAUUCCAAAAACCGGGGUGGUAUGCCUGUGGGCACGUGACCAACCGUUAAAUUCAAAGAUAUGUCAUUCCAAAACAGUUCAAUUGACCCCAAAAAAUUUAAGUUUUUGGCUCUUCUUCACACAGUUCAAUCGGCAUUAAACGCGUGCCUGCAGCACCACCGUAGUUUUAUGCAACGUUAUUUAAGAUUGCUGAGGUUACGUUUUUUAUGGUUACGAUGCAUGAUACUUCAGUUUCGGGUGCAACUUCUGAUUCAUCAAAUGCGGGAGGAUUAAAAAACUCCCGCCAUUUCAUUACUCCUGGUGUCUCUAAACCGAUCUUUGAGGCAAUCAAAAAGAAGUCAAUCCCGGCGCGAGAGCGCCUCUGCGUCCUCUUACUUGACGAAAUUGACUUAGCCCCCCAUUUGGAUUACCUGCCGAAAGAAGACUACAUUAUCGGUUUUGAAGACACCGGGUGGUCACGCAACCAACUAGUUGCAGACACCGCCCUUGUCUUCAUGCUACGCAGCAUUUACGGCAACUGGAAACAACCAGUAGCUUUCGCGUUCCAUGACUACCCCCUAAACCAAAAAACACAAAUCAGGUUCAUUAAAGAAAUCGCCAAAGAAGCGAAACAAGCCGGCUUGAACUUAAUAGCCCUCGUGUGCACACACUGCGACCACAAUGUCAAAGCAAUCGAUUGUCUUCUCGAAGAGUCCAAAUCUGCACACACCAUUGACUUGGACGGCCACCAAGUGGUGCCGCUUCUAGACCCCGGCUCUCUACUACUAGUCACUCGAAAUUUAUUCUGCGAGAAUAAUCUACAGUUUGUAAAAGACGGUAUUUCCAAACUGGCACAGUGGCAACACCUAGUGCAAGCCCACAAAAUCGACAGCGAACGCAGCAAUUACCUUGCCAAAAUCACCAAAAGCCACUUGCUUCCCGAAUCCAUGAACUUAACAAAAUGCGUGCAAACCCUAAGUGGCACUUUCGCCGGCUUUUUAAACACAAUAGCCGGGAAAACUAGUCUUCCGGUAGAAGCCACCCAAACCGCAGACUUACUUUUCUUCCUAGACAAAGUUUUGGAUAGUUUGAACGGCACCAUGGAACAAGACAUCCACAAGCCGCUCCGAGGGCCCAUAACUGAAUUGUCCCCUCAUUCGAAAUUCUGGUCAGAAGCCAGGGAAGUGUUCAAACAGAUGACACUGCCAGGCGGUGACCGCGGUAAUUCCUUUGCCAAGUGGGUGCGCACUUUUGACGCUUUCGAAGUGAUUAAGGAGAAAAUUCUGGGCUUGGGGUACGACUCAUUCCCGGCCAGAUCGUUCAAUUUGGAACCGUUACAAAACUGCUUUGAUUUGUUGAGCGAACAAGCGGGCUCUACUGGGUGUGAGAAUCGCCUAACUUGCAAAAAGUUCAGCGUUUUUUACAAUUUGGCCCUGAGGUCGAAGGAUAUGGCGAGUCGGCGUGCUACUGAGCCGAAGUGUGAACCCGAUGGCUUGAAUUUUUUGCUAACCGUUGAAGAUUUGUCUUAAGCUUAUUAUUAGUGUUUUAAAGUGUUCCUCAAUGAUUUGUUUUGCGUUUGAAAUAAAUAAAAUUAAGCAAUA
Tribolium castaneum (red flour beetle) is the source of this 1644-nucleotide messenger RNA. RefSeq lists its product as uncharacterized. The record is from RefSeq and is a predicted model, not a curated record. The coding region runs from base 271 to 1572 and encodes 433 amino acids. The transcript is spliced from 3 exons. NCBI's taxonomy places the organism in Eukaryota, Metazoa, Arthropoda, Insecta, Coleoptera, Tenebrionidae.